Molecule: messenger RNA, 543 nt
Organism: Selaginella moellendorffii
Lineage: Eukaryota; Viridiplantae; Streptophyta; Lycopodiopsida; Selaginellales; Selaginellaceae
Product: actin cytoskeleton-regulatory complex protein PAN1-like
Exons: 2
Coding region: 65-469 (134 amino acids)
Source: RefSeq, a predicted model, not a curated record
UGGUAAGCUCGACAUCCAUUUCGUUUGUCACGUUUUUGGACUGUUUGCCCGGAUUCUCAAACAGAUGGAGCGAUUGAUUCCAUUGCUUCUUCUUUGUCUCCUCAUCGGCAAUGUAGCAUCGAUGAAGAAACCCGGAGAGAUUGUGGAGGACAAGGAGCUCCUGGACGAUGAAUUCGAUAGCAGCGAGAGGCAAGACUAUCAGCAAGUCGAUCCAAAGCCAAAGCUCCAGUCUCCAGUCCAGCCAGGCCCGGUGGAGCAUCUCAAGCCUCUUCCACCAUUCGGCUCGUCCCCGCAUGCAGCUCCUCCAUCUCCACCACCUCGAUCGCCGCCACCUCCCACCACCGCCGCUCCGCCACCAUCGCCACCGUCCAAGCCCGACAAUCCCACUGUUCCAAUCUCCACUGGCUCUUCUUCAUCGUUUCCUCCGUCACCUUCUGGAGGCUCGACGAUUAUCACUCCACCACCUUGAGAAUUCUCUAUAUUUUUCUCGAAGUGUUCUAAUAACAUAGCACCUAGAAUAUACAAAGAGGAAAAAAUGGUAUA